Molecule: messenger RNA, 1393 nt
Organism: Cylicocyclus nassatus
Lineage: Eukaryota; Metazoa; Nematoda; Chromadorea; Rhabditida; Strongylidae
Source: the annotation of a GenBank genome assembly
GGAUCCGAGCCCGUCGCGUAUCGUCUGCUGUACUUGUGUCGCCACAUGCAUUGUUUCUUUUCCAGAAGCGAACGACCGCGAGGUGCUUGACGCACUCAGCUGCUGCCAUUGCGACAACACAAGAUGGGUGCGCUUAGCCGUAUGAAUCUGAGGUCUUAUUUUCCUCCACUUUCAUACCGCUCUUUUAUGAGACAUUAUUUGCCUGCAUCUGGAGCUAUUUCUCACACGUUAUUUGCCGUGCAUAUUUUCAAUCCAACAUUCGUUUCCAGAGUGUUCACCGUUGGGGACCUCGCUGCCAGUAAUACGAUUCUCUUCACAGCAAACAUUGGCUUAGGCUUCUACGUAUAUUUUCGCCACCACCUCCAUCGACUCAAUCCAUGGGAUCGAGUGGAAUUCAGUGUAUUCUCGACGACUUUGUUCAAUUUUGGAAGCCUUCUAGCUGCAGUACUUAUCAAGGCAUUAAUACCUAAUAAAACACCAUCGUGGGCGCGAUGUUUAGUAGGAUCAGCCUUGAGUAUGUACUUACUGUCGAGAGCACACAAGUAUCUGCACUAUGUUGAUGAACGAGCAGUCCGAAAAACUCCAACUCCUAGAAGCAUGCGUUCACCGGCUAUCCACAUCGAGAAGAACGGUCAUUCUGUGAACGUAAAUCAACCCGAAGGAGUGACUAUUCUCGCAAAUGGCCACGAUACUCUUGUGACAGACGGUGAUGCAUCGAGCGGCUACGGUACGAUGCGCAACGGAACCUCAGUGCCGGUAUCCUGAAUCUUAGCACUGGGCCCAAAGAAAGAGGCGGGCGAUCAUCUGACGGAUCGUGCCGAAGUCUGAUCUCUGCAGUGACUGCGUUUUCAGUUGCAUUUAGCCGCAAUUUCUUUACGAACGUUUUUUUUAUAUGCUGCGUCCAACUCUAAACAGCACAAUUAUUAUGAUAUGCAUUUCAGUAAUCUUGCGUAUUUUGUGUGGUUCUGAACCGAGCCGAUGUUAAUUAAUCUAGCAUGAGAGGCCUUAGAAUUUAGAUUAAGUAGCCUUGAAACGAAAACAUUAUUUAUCUAUACGCGUCACGAACGAACUGGUAAUAUUAUGUGCUUUGACUUUGUUUUCGAAUUUCCCCUUCAAUGUGUACUUCACUUUAUCUUAUAUGCUAUAGGACGUGGAACCAUAGGACGUAGUCUUGUUAACUUUGAAUGAGAAUAUAAUCAGUGAUAUUUUAUUUCGUGAUGCGUUGAAAUGUAGCGAACAGAGUGACUCGGGACUAUUCGUUGUACAUAUCCCGGUAUCGGAUCAAAGUGCUGACAAAAUACGGCCCAUUCGCUGUUGAGAAUCUUAUUUCGUACGCUCAACUACUUAAACUUGGUUUAAAUAUGGUCGUAAAUAAAUCUAUUGAACUUCUGUG